Molecule: messenger RNA, 2503 nt
Organism: Trichobilharzia regenti
Lineage: Eukaryota; Metazoa; Platyhelminthes; Trematoda; Strigeidida; Schistosomatidae
Source: the annotation of a GenBank genome assembly
CCUGGCAUUGAUCAUUGUCCUUGUCGCACAAGUGGAUCACCUUGCCGAAUUAUUACCCGCCUCUUUCAGUCCUAUUGGUCAUAUACAUGGGGAUACUUGAUAUCGUUAAGGAUGAGAUGCCAGCAAAGGAUUUCGAAAAUAGCUCAAUAAUAAUUGUUCCAAAACCUGGUUUUUGUGUCAAGUUAAAGUCGAAGAAGAAUGAAAAGGUUUUCGUGAACAUAUGUAUUUCCGACAAAGUUCCUGCCCCAAGAAGAAUAACUGAAGAUGAACUAAGAGAAAUCCUUGAUGAUAUUGAGAAUUCCCCACCUUUCAAAGUCCCUAUGUGUAUAGGGGAGCCACACGCUGAAGUUGACUCAGCUCAAAAAGGUUGUACUGCUUAUGAUGUCGCAAUCAAUCCAGAGUUUUAUGAAAAAGUUAAAUCAUCAGAAUUAUUUGAAGCUUUUUUAAUGACAGUGAUUUUUGAAGGCUUAGAAAAUAAGUAUGGAAUUGAUCUUGAAAAAAGCUGGAUUGUUUUGAAAAAUAAAAAAUGUAUGGGUAGACUUCAAGAACAAUGUAUUCGAACUUCUAGUCGUCCGGCUAUCAUAGAAAUGGAUAGUUCAGCAUCGUGUAACCCGAAAGUGAUUGAAUUACCGGAUCCACCUGUCAAAGGUGAUACUCCGAAAUACGAAUUGGUCCAGGUCAACUACGACAACAGUGAAAAGUUACGGUAUUUAAUUGCACGUAUAAGUUUACCAAAACUGGUUUCCAGUAAAGGAUUAGAUUUACAAGUUGGCUAUGAUCUGCUUCAACUUACAAGUCAUGGUGGAAUUUAUUCGUUGGAGCUAACACUCGAUAAACCGGUGGACGAAGAAACCACAGUAGCCGAAUUCAAUAGAGACACAAAAGAUAACUGGUGACUGUUGGUGACGACAUGGCCGAAAAAUUCGUUCUCAGAUAUUCGCAAAUGUAUUCACUCCUUGGUGUCUGCCAAAAACUGAAUAUCCAUAUCUUUCUCUAUGUGAUUACUUUUUUCUCCCAUACAUUCACAUUUAUUACAUUUAUUCUUCCUUUGCCUGUCUUUUAUUGUCUCUAUUUUAUGUGAUAACUUGAAAUUGUUACAUUUUUGUGCCAAGUUCUAUGAUGAAAGUUCAGUUCAGUCUUCAAAGCUACUUUUAGUGGAUUAAGUCUCUGUAUGCUUAUGUGCUCGUCACUUUAAUUUUAAUAGCAUGUCCACUUAGUUCUUUUUUCAGCCUUCGACUUUGCUGUAUACUUUUUACUAUAGUUGAUUAUUAUUAUUACUAUUAUUAUUAAAAUCCACAUAAAUAUACUGAAGUCUCAGUAAAUUAAACUAGUGCUCAUUUGUACAAAGUCGUUUGUUGUUGAUAUCUAGCUAUCUAAUCAUGAUUACUAACCGAGUUUCAUCACUGAGUCCAGUAUAUAACUCACAAAGAAAGAGUGAAUGUAUCUGAACCACUGAGACCAAUUCUGAACCAUAUCAUCAAGUCUCAAACAAUUGGACCUUAUCAACCUGAGGAUCCUGACCCGGAGGUCUACAAUUCCCUGGAAGGUCAGACCAAUCAAGCAGCUAUAGACUUCAUGGACCACUUCUAACUAUUUUCCAAUCUUAUCCUAUGUCGGUUAACAUAGGCUGACGAUGGCCAUGGUGGCUAGGCAUACGGAAGGUAUGCCUUAGCAAUCUCAGUCGUUAUGGCUUCACAGUUUGAUCGAUAAACCUCCCUUCCUGACAUUGCAUUCUAAGCCUAAGCUUGAUAUCAUGUUAUGCUAUUAUAGUGAUAUAUUUCUGAAUGUAUUACGGCGUUUUGUCUUGUUUUUGCACUUAUGUUAUCAUGGAUUUAACUUAUCUGAUUAGUUCUUUUCUUAUUUUAUCAGUGAGUCGAAUCAGAGAAUACAACGGCAAACUGAUUUUUUUCUUAUAGAAGAAAUACUCAAACAGCAUCCGGAAAAUCGGUUACUACUCAUAAGAAUAUUUCAUCACAUUGUAAAGCGUCUCUACUACUUCUUGUCUUUGAACAGAUUUUAUGGGUAUAGUUAAGUUUUAAGACUUUAUUAGGUUGAUAAGUCUUUUUGGAAAGACAGCGAUAUUUCGUAAUUACUUGCACAUAUCCACCCUUGAUAAGAUGCCAAAGUAAGAGGUAAGAGUUAUUCAGUACUUCCUAGCUUUCAAUGAUUAUCUAAGUGACCUCAGUUCUUUGACUAUGUCUACUUUGAAGUGUGCAUUACAGUCUACAUGGUCGGUCCUUAUGUGUACCUAGGACUUAUGGGGGAUAGUUUUAGAUAAAAUGAAUACAUUUAGAAAGUGUAGAAAACAAAAUCAACUCUUGCUCAUAUAAUUUGCUAUUUUUUUUUCAUCAGUAGACACUUUUUUCCCAUUUAUCAACUUUCUUAAUCUACAGAGUGGAGUAUAACUAAUGUUUAUUAUGCAUAAGUUACAAGUUUUUUAUUUUUGCCUUCUUUGAAUGUUGUUUAUUCCUUGUUACUCUUAUUGUCAUCCUUGUUGUCGUCG